Messenger RNA from Pedinophyceae sp. YPF-701, 1926 nucleotides. The record is from the annotation of a GenBank genome assembly. Lineage: Eukaryota; Viridiplantae; Chlorophyta; Pedinophyceae.
AUGAGGGACCAGCAGCGGGACGCCGGCGCCGCACAGCUCUUCGAGCGGUUGCUGCGCGAGACCCCCGCCAUCUUCAGCGAUCUGCCGGUGACUGACAAGGUGCAUCUGGCGACGACGUGCUGGAGCGCGCUCGAGGCGAUCCUGCGCCACUGCGACACCACGCUGACGCUGCGCAUUGGCAGCGCAGUGCUGCAAGGGCUGGGCAAGCGCUUGCGACCCGGUCAAUGCGAGGGCACGGUGCGGUGCCGCGGCGUGGGCGUGCUGGCGACGGACGCGGGUGCGCUGCACGCGGCGUUGCAGAGUGCGGCCCCAGUGUCGGAACAAACACAGCGGACUUCCAUCAGGAGGUUCGGCGAGGGGGCGCAGGGGCCGGCUGAGUGGGUGCAGUUUGUGGCGCGGCUGCUACAGGACUCGUCGACGGCGGGGUCGGGUGCGAUGCGCGUGACGGCGCUGAUCAUGCCCGUCGACACCUACGCCAGAAGCUUGGCAAGCGCAGCUGAGCUGCAAACGCUGCGGUCCGUGCUGACGCUCCCCGCGGUCCGAGACCACCUGCGACACCUUUCCCUCAUGGGGCUGUCGCGGGACGUGACGGCGCUGCACGGCGCGCUGAGGGAGAUGCCAACCCUGCGGCACCUUGAGGCAGGUGGCGGGUGGACGUCCACACCAAUCGUCGGGGACCCCGCGAUCGCAAGCCUGAUCAGCGAGUGUGCGUCGCUUCAGCGUCUGCGCGUAUCCUCGGUGAGCUUCGAUGCGCAAGCGACGACGGUGUUUCUCACGUGGCUGGCGGGAGCAAGCCGGCUGCGAGACCUGCGCCUCGACGACUGCGGCGUUCCCGACGGCAGGCUGGAGCGCUGGUUCGCGUCGGGGAACCGACUUGGGCGCCUCGAGGUGUUUGGCGAGCGCAGCUCGGAAACAUGGAGGCGCAGCGGACACAUGGAGCUUCCGUGGCUCAGGGUGCUGGCGAGGCAGGCGACGACGUCUCUGCGGGAGCUGAACCUCUUGUAUCACUCGUUCGUCGGCCGGGCGCAGAACCAGGCGAUUGCGAGCAUCCUGCGGGCGACCAAGAGCGUGGAGACACUCUGCGUGGAGACAUGCGCCAUGGAUGGCGAUCCUGGCGCGGCUUCUGGGGGCAUGGCAGACGUCUUGUUGGCGCUGUCGGAGAACACGUCGGUCAAGCAGGCGUACUUCGUGGCACCUCCGACUGUGUUGCUCUUCGAGUCGGUCAUCCUUGCGCUCGAGGAGCUGUUUGCGCGCAACAUCACGCUGGAGGAGCUGGUCGUGGCGGAAGCGUACAGCCAAGAGGCCGGCUACAAGUAUGUGGAUUUCGAACAGAUCGAGAUGUCGGGGCCGCGCCGCCCAGCCGUGCGGGCCAUGGCAGCAGCGCUGGGUGGCAACUUGACGCUGGAGAGGCUGCGGUACCCGCUGCGCGUCGAUCCGGGCCAGUUCGACGCGGCAGAGUUCGGCGCCAACAUCUCCCGCAACCGCACGCUGAGGGAACUCUCUCUGAGGGGGAGGUUCGGCACUUACGCGCUCAACGGUUCUGAUGAUGGCUUGCGGCAGAUGGCGCAAGGGCUGGCCCGCAUUACGAGCCUGCGCACCCUCGACAUCCAGCUCUCCAGCGGCGACUGGGACGAGGACGUCGGCAACGCUGCCACCGUGGCCCUCGUCGACGGGCUGUGGGGCAGCGCCGGGAGCAAGAGCCGGCUGCGGCGUCUCGUGCUGCGCAACUCCGGCGUCAGGGACCCGGGGGCGCGGCGACUCGCGGAGGCGCUGAGGUCGGACGACUGCAUGCUGGAGAAGCUGGACCUGCAGGGGAACGACAUCGGGGAAGCGGGCAUGCAGGCGCUGGGCGAGGCGCUGGCCGUCAGGAAAAUCAGCACCAAGGUGCUGCCCAGGCCUCCUGUCGGCGGCACGCUCGAUCACUGA